This is a messenger RNA of Chenopodium quinoa (quinoa), 903 nucleotides long. RefSeq lists its product as uncharacterized. Bases 1 to 903 code for a protein of 300 amino acids. The transcript has 5 exons. The record is from RefSeq and is a predicted model, not a curated record. Lineage: Eukaryota; Viridiplantae; Streptophyta; Magnoliopsida; Caryophyllales; Amaranthaceae.
AUGAAAGAAGCAGUUGAAACCAGUAUUGUUACAUCAUAUUUAUGGCCUAAAUUCAUAAGGUUCAGGUUGAUAGAAAAUAUUAGAGCUCGGGAAGAUUUAACAUACUCUGAGUUCUUGCUUGCCUUGGGUAAUGGUGAGCUACAGAAUUCAGAAAAAGCGUAUGUACAGAUUCCAGACCAAGUAGCUCAAUUUUGUGAAUCCGGAAACAAUUUCAUAUCUGAUCUCAUAGAAGCAACGUUCCCUGAAAUGAUGCAAGGUAACCUUGGUACUGAUAGAUUUAUUGAUCGAGCAAUCCUAACACCAUUAAACGAUGAAGUGGAUUCGAUUAAUGCAUUCAUGAUAGAAAAAUUUGAAGGCAGAGCUGUUAUAUACAAGAGUUUUGAUAUCAUGUUGAAUGAUACAUGUAAUAUAUAUCCUACGAAAUUCAUGAAUAGCUUGUGCCCAGGAGGAAUGAGCCCUCAUGAGCUUGUGCUGAAGGAGAACUGUCCGGUAAUUCUUUUAAGGAAUCUUUUACCUUCGUCUGGUUUGUGCAAUGGCACCCGUCUUACUUGUAAGAGGUUUUUCCCAAACGUUAUCCAAUGUGUAAUUGCUACAGGACAGUACAAAGGAGAUCAUGUUUUCAUCCACAGAAUCAAUUUAAGACCAUCUGGUUCUAUGAAUUAUCCUUUCCAAUUUGAAAGGAAACAGUUUCCCAUCAAGGCUAAAAAGGCAGCAGAUGUUGUUGUCUUUUAUGCUAAGCCUCCAGAUCAACACCCUCAAAACACUGUACAAAAUGUAGUGGCUUUUGAAGUGUUGAGGUUGCAGGAUGAAGGAAUCCUAAGUUAUAACUUAGAAGAUAUGGAGGAAUAUAUUCUGCACCUUCUGCUAGGACCUGAGCUAGAUAAAGAUUUGCUUAAUAGUUAA